This is a messenger RNA of Cydia fagiglandana, 3866 nucleotides long. Its product is annotated as zinc finger protein 28-like. NCBI's taxonomy places the organism in Eukaryota, Metazoa, Arthropoda, Insecta, Lepidoptera, Tortricidae. The transcript is spliced from 5 exons. Gene Ontology annotation, molecular function: RNA polymerase II cis-regulatory region sequence-specific DNA binding; DNA-binding transcription factor activity, RNA polymerase II-specific. The record is from RefSeq and is a predicted model, not a curated record. The coding region runs from base 188 to 3496 and encodes 1102 amino acids. Gene Ontology annotation, biological process: regulation of DNA-templated transcription.
UUAACUUCAUUUUUAAUUCCUUCAUUCAGCAAAAUCGACCGAGUACAAGUAACAAUCUAACAAUUUAAUAUUAAAACACUAUAAUGUGACAUAUUUAUUCUGCCAUGUGAUAUUAUUAAAGUACCAUACAAUUGUUAAUACUGGUCCAAUUUUAGCGAGUUGCGACUCGAUACCGAAUCAGUGCGAAAUGGAGAGUCGAUAUGGACAGUCACAAAACUUAGUGCACGGUGUAGAAGAGACUGAGACAGCUUCAGAUAACCUGCCCUCGUCUGGCACAGUGAUCGCACUUCUAGAUUCAACAUGUGGGCUCUAUGACUUGCCUUACCUCGGAGACCACACAUAUGCAGCAUCAGAAUUGACAACACCAGAAGAUGUGCAUGUCAAGGAGGAAGACUUUGCAAAUGAAUUGAAGCCUUCAGACAGUGAAGAGUGUGGCCUAAGUGAGACCAUGGAUACUAACGUAAAUGAAGUUAAUGAGGAGGUUGUGCUGGCUCGGAUAACUCCAUGUUUGGACAGUGAUGUAUGUAUUGUAAGCGAGGGAGUGCCAAACGGGUUAUACAACCAUGAAGUGAAAUAUGAGAACGAGUUAGAGACAGUUCCUUCACAGACAGCAUGUUUAAACAGUGCAGACCCCACUCUGCAGGCACUUGUGGAGGCAAUGCUGACCGGCCUGUGCAAUAAUGAAGUGAAAGAUGAGGUUGUGCCAGAGUCUACGCCUUCACAGACAGACAGUGAAGUGAGAGAGGCAGCCAUGUGUACUGACCUGUGCAACCAUGAAGUUAAGAAUGAGGUUGUGCCAGUGCUUCUGCGUUCACAAACUCCUUUGUGUUCAGACAGAUCAGACAUAGUCAAGGAUGAGGUUGUGCUGCCAGAGUCUACGUCUAUACAGACCUUAAGUUCAGACAGUGCUAAGCGUGGAGUAAGUGGAGCAGCUAUACAGACUGGCCUGUGUGACAAUGAAUUAAAGAAUGAGGUUAUGCCAGAGUCCAUCCCUUCACAAAAUAUCCCAGAUGGAGUGAGUGAGGCAGCCAUGCUGGCUGGCCUGUGCAACCAUGAAGAUAAGGAUGAGGUUAUGACAGAGUCCAUCCCUUCACAAAAUAUCCCAGAUGGAGUUAGUGAGGCAGCGAUGCUGGCUGUCCUGUGCAACCAUGAAGUUAAGGAUGAGGUUAUGUCAGAGUCUCUACCUUCACAAGAUAUCACAGAUGGAGUGAGUGAGGCAGCUAUGUCUAUCGACCUGUGCAAUCAUGAAGUUAAGGAUGAGGUCAUGUCAGAGUCUAUGCCUUCACCAAAUAUCACAGAUGGAGUGAGUGAGGCAGCUAUGCUGGCUGGCCUGUACAACCAUGAAGUUAAGAAAGAGGUUAUGUCAGAGUCUCUACCUUUACAAGAUAUCCCAGAUGGAGUGAGUGAGGCAGCCAUGCUGGCUGGCCUGUACAACCAUGAAGUUAAGAUUGAGGUUAUGCCAGAGUCCAUCCCUUCACAAAAUAUCCCAGAUGGAGUGAGUGAGGCAGCGAUGCUGGCUGGCCUAUUCAACCAUGAAGUUAAGAAUGAGGUUAUGUCAGAGUCUAUGUCUUCACAAAAUAUCCCAGAUGGAGUGAGUGAGGCAGCCAUGCUGGCUGGCCUGUGCAACUAUGAAGUUAAGAAUGAGGUUAUGUCAGAGUCCAUCCCUUCACAAAAUAUCACAGAUGGAGUGAGUGAGGCAGCCAUGCUGGCCGGCCUGUACAACGACCAUACUGUCAAGGACGAGCUUGUGUUAGGACCGGAGCACCCACAUAGGCCUGAUGUAAUACUGACGGUUCCCAGCUGGGUGUUAACGGACUGGCCUGCAUCAACCCCGCGUACUCGCGGCUUAAAACAGCUGAAAAAGUGCUCCGUCAAGCUCGAACGCCUCCAAUACCAAGCGUUCACCAACAACCAAGGAACCAAGGGCUCUUAUACUGUCAAGACUGAAGAGGUCAAAGACCUUACUUAUCAGAGAAAAGAGAGUGGCAAAAGAGAAUCUGUAUGUAGUAUUUGUGGUGCUGCGUUUGGUCUGAAAUCAGAUUUGAUGAAACAUGCCAUGACGAGACACAUAUAUAUGCCUACAGGGAAGGAGGAAGAGAGACACAGCGUCUCGAACUGUGAGAAAUUGAAGUCUUCGAUGCGUGACUGCUGGGUGAGACUCGAGGGCUGUGACACGAUUCAUCGCGAGCACGUAACUAAGAACGUAGAAUCGAGCAUACAGGAAACUGUAUCACGACAGGAUAGUGUACCGCGGCAGGAAACUGUACCCCAACAGGAAACUGUAUCACGGCAGGAUAGUGUACCACGACAGGAAAUGCACUCUGACGCUAUCCAGCUUACUAAUACAAACACAUACGCAUGCGACACAUGCGGUGAAACAUUUCAAACUGAAAUUGGCCUCAAUAGUCAUAGUAGGGUACAUCUACAAAAGGUUCCGAUAUUACCAAAUACCAAAUCAGAAUUAAACCACAAACGCAGUCCAAGAAAGAAGGCCUAUGUCUGCGAAUAUUGUAACAAAGUUUUAAAAUCUAAACGUUCCGCAUACAGACAUGAAUUAGCACACAAAGGACUGAAAUUAUACCCUUGUAAAAUAUGUAAAAAAUCGUUCGCGAGACCAGACUACAUAAGGCAGCAUAUACGGACGGCACACCGUAUUGACGAAAAAACGUGUGAUAUAUGUCAAAAGAAGUACAAGCAUUCAAAUGCUUUAAAGACCCACAAACUAUUAAUUCACACUGAGAGAAAAUCAUACUCUUGCGAAAAUUGUGGAAAGCAAUAUACAGGAUUGAGCAAUUUUAAGAGACAUAUAAAUAUUCAUAUAGCAGAACGUAAAUACCAGUGUGAAUUAUGCGAUAAGAAGUUUACUCUAAAGUCCACAUUAGAUAGACAUCAACGAGUUCACACUGGUGAGAAGCCUUACGCUUGUGAAAUCUGUAAAAAGCAGUUUUCACUGCCACAUACUUUAAAAGUUCAUAAAGUAACUCACACGGGAGAAAAACCAUAUUCGUGUCAAAUAUGUAAUAAGCAGUUUUCACAAUUGACUGGUUUACGCUCACAUAGACGUCUUCACGAGGGUGUCAAACGUUACAUUUGUGAAACCUGUUCAAAACCGUUCAUGCACUUGAGUACUUUUAAUAAACAUAAACUUAUUCACACAGGUGUGAAAAGACAUCUCUGUGGAAUAUGUGACAGACGCUUUUUGCUAUUGGAUACUUUAAAGCAACAUAUAAAAACACAUCUUGGGAUAAAACCUUACUCGUGCGAAAUAUGUAACGGGGUAUUUGCGACUUCUAAUUAUUUAAAAAUACACAAACGGAUCCACAUUGAAAAGCCUUACUGUUGUGAAAUAUGUCAAAAAUGUUUUACACAGCGGAGUACUUUAAAUAAUCAUAUAUUUGUACACACUAAACAGAAGCCGUUUUCGUGCGAUACGUGUAAGAUGGGAUUUAGUCGGAAAUAUCACUUAACCGCACAUGUAAGGACUCAUGACAUAUAAAGAUAAAACACAGAUUUAAACUUUUACGAUUUUCACUCAUUAUUAUUCACAACGACGGGACUUAAUCGCGUAAAAUUAAGUUUUAAAUUUACUUCCGAUGUUCAGUCUUCUCCGAGACCGCGGGGACAACGCCAUCCUCGAAACGUCGAUGUGCUUUUGUUUUUUUUUUAAGGGUCGGUUGCACCAAACUGUUUGUAUCGUUAAAGAGUUCGCUAAAUAUAUAUGUAUGAAAACUUUCAUAGUAAAGCGCCGGGGCGCGCCGGCUGACGUUGAUCAGUCUGUCAAAUGUUGUUGGUGCAACUUGCACUAAGUAGUCACUAUAUAAAAAUGUGUAAGUAAUAAAACUAAUAAAGAAAUUCUUGAUUUUUUC